Molecule: messenger RNA, 703 nt
Organism: Melampsora larici-populina 98AG31
Lineage: Eukaryota; Fungi; Basidiomycota; Pucciniomycetes; Pucciniales; Melampsoraceae
Exons: 2
Coding region: 27-368 (113 amino acids)
Source: RefSeq, a predicted model, not a curated record
AAUUGAGUUUUCCGAAAUUAAGAGUUAUGAGAACUCAAGAUGGACCAGAAGGAUUUACAAAAAGGAUUUAUUGGUUAGAAGUUCCAAUGUUAAAGAAUGUUAGAACAAUUGUGACAGAUCUACGGUUUAGUGAAGAUUAUUGGGAAAAUGCUUUAAAAUAUGCUGGUGUGGAUGCUUUGAAGAAAGUUCCCAAUUUCAAACAUAUUGUUUUUACUAGGGAUCGACAUCUUAAAGAUGAUGGUAAAGAGAUCAAUCCAGCAUUGGUUGAAGAUUUUAAAUCUCGUGGGGUUCAAUGUCAUCUCAUGGACGAAAUGACCUGUAAUGAGAUUAUGGAAUUGGAUUAUAAACUCAAUGGACCCAUGGAUUAAAUCAUGAGUUUGACUGUUCAAAAUGUCUCAAGAUUAGCUCCCUUUUUCACGAUCUUUGUAUGACACUCAAAAAUUUGGGUUCCUUAUAUACAAAAAAUGAUUGCAACAAUCCUUUUCGGCAUCUUUGUAGAUGACGCUCGGUGCCACAUCUGGGGAUGGUCAUGUUAAGUUGAAUUACUCAUAUAGAAAAUUGAAAACUUGAUUACAUGAGCUUUUUGUCCAGCUAGACCAUUGGUUGACUUAUCAAAUACAAGAUUGGACAUCCUCCUCUUUGAUCUGUGCACAAUACUUGGCAAUUCUGAGCUUCUCGGGUAAAUAAAAUGAUUGCAACCAUG